This is a messenger RNA of Zasmidium cellare ATCC 36951, 816 nucleotides long. RefSeq lists its product as uncharacterized. Gene Ontology annotation, cellular component: eukaryotic translation initiation factor 4F complex. The transcript has a single exon. Bases 1 to 816 code for a protein of 271 amino acids. Gene Ontology annotation, biological process: translational initiation. The record is from RefSeq and is a predicted model, not a curated record. Lineage: Eukaryota; Fungi; Ascomycota; Dothideomycetes; Mycosphaerellales; Mycosphaerellaceae. Gene Ontology annotation, molecular function: translation initiation factor activity; RNA 7-methylguanosine cap binding.
AUGGCAAACCCACCUCGCCUACAGGUCUCUGGCCUACCUGGAGCCUCAGCUGAAGAAGCCGCCGCAACAACCUCACCUGCGCGCGGCGCUGAAAUGCUCAACUUCCUGCACACACGACUGAACCAGAAGAAUCGCGUUCCUCCUCUCGUCCACAGCUGGGAUUUCGGGCAUGAUCGCCAGGACCGCUCGACUGCCGCUAGCAGUAAUGGAGCCUCACACGAGGUCAGCUACGAAGACCGGCUCGAACCUCUUGCCCAGAUUAGCGACGUGAAACAGUUUUGGAACGUAUUCAACAACUUCGACAUCGGUCAGCUCAGGCUGCGGGACUCCGUUCACCUGUUCCACAAGGGCGUGAAACCGGUGUGGGAGGAUCCUAGAAAUGCGCGAGGAGGCAGCUGGACGUUUAGGGUACCCAAACAUCAAGCGACUGAGUUCUGGAAGGAGAUUUGCAUGAUGGCGAUUGGCGAGCAACUACAAGAGGCGGUUGAAGAGCCUGGGCGAACGACCUUUCGUGACGAUAUCUGUGGAGUGAGCUUGGGAGUGAGGUUUAACAGCAUGCUGGUGCAGAUUUGGAACAGAGAUGGUGAUCACGAGGCUGGCAUUCAGAAGAUCCUGAAGACGGUGGCUGAGGGCAUAUCAGAACAGUUGAAGCCGAAGGAGGGAAGCUUUUACUACAAGAAGCACAACGAGCAUGCUGCUUUUGGGGCGAAUACAUCAUCUGGAGAGCAGCAAACGGCACCCAGCCAAAAGGGUGGUGAGCAGGUCGUCGGAAGCUCGGGAAUGCAAUCGCUGGAUGGAGUUAUGAAGAGUUCAUGA